AUGUCUGAUACAAAGCAACAAAAAGCACUCUUCCUUAAGUCCAAGCACGGCCAAUUCGCUAUUGGUUUGAACAGCAUCCCGAAGCCCGGGAAGGAUGAGGUCUUGAUCAAGGUUUACUCUGCAGCCCUUAAUCCUGUCGACUACAAAGUUCAGGAACUCGGGGGUUUUGUCGAAAAAUACCCAGCAGUACUCGGUGAGGAUAUUGCUGGUAUCAUCGACGAAGUAGGAGAAGGCGUCCUCAACUUCGCGAAGGGAGACAGAAUCCCGGAUAAUUCGGGAUAUGAUGACGCAGCCACUAUUCCAUUGGCCCUCGACACUGCUUCGACUGGCCUGUAUUCUGUUGGCAAGUACGGGUUUGGCCUCACGCCACCCUGGGUAAAGGACGGUAUUGGCAUGUACUCCGGGACUCCGAUCGUCAUUCUUGGUGGAGCUUCAGCUGUUGGGUCUUAUGUCAUUCAGCUGGCUCGCCUCUCUGGGUUCUCUCCUAUCAUUACGACUGCGUCGCCUGCCCAUGAAGUGUACCUGAAGUCGCUUGGGGCUACCCAUGUAUUGAACAGGCACCUUUCUGCCGACGUUGUCAAGGCUGCUAUCGACGGAUUUACAAAGAACCCGAUCAAGUACGUGUAUGAUGCCAUCUCUCUCCCUGAGACACAGCGGGUUGGAUGGUCGAUCCUCGAUGCGAAAGGAUGCCUAGUUUUGACACUUCCGGCAUCAGUCAAAGAAGACGAAGGAAAGGAACGCCAAGUUAUUGUGACAUUCGGAAGUCCACAUGCGAAAGAAAACAAGGAGCUUUGCAAGGGGUCGUGGGCCAUUCUUUCGCAGUGGCUUGAAGCGGGGACCAUUAAGCCUCUUAGGUACGAAGUUCUUCCUGAUGGUCUUGAAGGAAUCAUCGGAGGGUUGGAACAAAUGAAGGCGGCGAAAGUAAGCGGGAAAAAGCUGGUUGCUCACCCGCAAGACACAAAGUGAGGCCAUACUAUGUGGUCGACGAGGAAGUCAAUGUGAUUUUCGUCUGGUUUGUUACUGUAUUUUUAUUCAAGUGCCGGCAUCGUAUUACUAUGUAUUAGUAAAUUAUUUCAAGAAUAAACCUGUG
This is a messenger RNA of Suillus discolor, 1090 nucleotides long. RefSeq names its product chaperonin 10-like protein. NCBI's taxonomy places the organism in Eukaryota, Fungi, Basidiomycota, Agaricomycetes, Boletales, Suillaceae. The record is from RefSeq and is a predicted model, not a curated record. Gene Ontology annotation, molecular function: oxidoreductase activity, acting on NAD(P)H. Bases 1 to 966 code for a protein of 321 amino acids. The transcript has 4 exons.